This is a messenger RNA of Homarus americanus (American lobster), 3078 nucleotides long. RefSeq names its product ADP-ribosylation factor-like protein 6 (gene Arl6). The transcript has 2 exons. Lineage: Eukaryota; Metazoa; Arthropoda; Malacostraca; Decapoda; Nephropidae. Gene Ontology annotation, molecular function: GTP binding; GTPase activity. Gene Ontology annotation, cellular component: axoneme; cytoplasm. The record is from RefSeq and is a predicted model, not a curated record. Gene Ontology annotation, biological process: cilium assembly; protein localization to cilium; vesicle-mediated transport. Bases 927 to 1352 code for a protein of 141 amino acids.
UACAUUAUUACAAUGGCUUAUUUACCUUAUGUACUUGAGCACAGUUGGUGUUUUUAUGAUCAAUUUUUUUUGCAAAAGGUAAACGGUCAAACUAAAUCUGCGUAAUAAUUUGCAGGGUUUAAAAUUCAUGCAUUUUAGUGGGUUAUUAAUAGUGAAUGAUACAUGCUCAUGGUAGGCUAACCUUUCCAGUAAGCUCCUUUAACCUGGGCUUGUGUACCAUGCCCCUAGAUUAUUUCUUUAUGUUGCUACAUGAAGAGCACUUAAUAUGCUGCUUUGCUGCUUUAAAUCUACAAAUACAUGAUACAAAUGAAGAUUUAUAGAUACAGUAAUUGUCUUUUCAUUUGCAUCAUUAACAUUACUGGUGUCAUUGUUGCCAAGUUCGGUACGUCGCUGUAGCCACAUCUCCCUUACCAGGCCGGGCUGUCAGCUGUGUGUUGGUUAUUUUUCAACUUGUAAUAUAAGAUAGAUGUACGCAACUUUCUUCAUCAUUUUAAAUCGGUUAUAUGUAUACACAAUCCUACACACAGAAUGUGAAAAAAAAAAUCAUAAGGUCAAAAACGUAAAAGGAAAGGGGAGCGGAGUGAGGGAGCCUCGUUGUUAGGGGUAUGUAGAGGCAGCAUUCCAUCUGGGCUGCAUUAUUAUGGUGAGUGUGGUGACCAGUCGACCAGUGUUGCUGAGGCUGCGUGUACACGAACUUGUAUCAUCUUUGGUACAGUAAUAUAUUGAAUAUUCGUGGUUGGGAAAAUUCUCUGGUCCGGUCCCGAGGGUGUUUUGGGUUGGAGAGGUCCAACCUGUUUAUAUUGUACAAUAAAUUCUUCACACUGGGUUGUACAGUACUAAUGUGUACAGUACUGAUAAUUUAGUAUCAGAUUAUCAAUGAUAUCCGGGAAUAAAGAGCUGUAUAGUACUGCGGCAGACAAUGAGUGAUGUCACGGUGUGGUGUUUCUCUUUCAGCCAGAAAUGUGGGUUUCACUGCGUUUGACAUGUCAGGUCAGGGUCGUUACCGGAGUCUGUGGGAGCACUACUACCAUGACUGCCAGGGUGUGAUCUUUGUGGUCGACUCCAGUGAUAAACUGCGACUGGUUGUGGCCAAAGAUGAGCUGGAUAUGUUACUACAGCAUGCUGAGAUACGUCAUCGGCGUAUUCCCAUCUUAUUUUUUGCCAACAAAAUGGACAUGCGUGAGGCAGUGAGCAGUGUCAAGGUAUCGGCAGCUUUAGGCCUGGAACGAAUUACCGACAAACCUUGGCAUAUCACUGCUUCCAAUGCCAUCACUGGCGAUGGUCUGCACGAGGGGGUGGAGUGGCUCACCAACCAGAUAAAAGAAAACAUCGAAAACAAUAACAAGCGAUAAUAAGGAUACAAAAGUCAGCUAUAUCUUGUCUAUUAAAAAUGCAAAUUGUGGCUUUAUUAGGUUAGUGAACCAGUGUGAUGGGUUGGUUCUUCAAAAGGUGUCAUAUGUUAAACUAGUCAUAGGCUUAAGUUAGUAAUUCUUAAUAAGCUGCUAUGACAUACAGUUUGAUGCAAAUAAUAGUAAGCCAAUACUAAGGCAAUUUUAUUGCAGGAGUGGCUAUGAUUGGCUGGGUUGUUGGCUUAUUAAGCUUCCCAAGUCAACACAGUAUUACCAGAGCAUUAACUCUAUGUAAUGUUUCCGUCCAUCUCUGCAGGCUGUGUUCCUCACUAGUGAGCUGUGAGGGCAAUCCUUCCUUUGUAGGUUAAGUAGACUACAGGACAUUAAAGCUUUAUAUUAAGACCCUACUGAUUUAGCUUAUAUUUUUGGAAAAUGCAAAAUAUGUUAACCAUUUGGUACAAUAUAAACAAGUACUGUGCUGUGCUGUGCUGUACUGUACUGUACUGUACUGUACUGUACUGUACUGUACUGUACUGUACUGUAACAUUAUUAUUAUAACUAUUAAAAGUAGAACAAGACUUAUUUACCAGCUGGUGAGAGCCUUUUUACAUCAGGAUUGAUGUUCAUUGAGCUGGCUGUUAUAAGUAAAAUAAUGUCUUAAUAGUUUAGAGAUGAUCUGUGCCAUCUUCUAUGAUGGGUUAAUGAAAUUGUUAAUGUUAAGUUAUCUUACUGAGGUGCAUUUGUUUUGGUUGUGUGAGUCCUUUGAGAAGUACAGUAUGUAAUGUAGACUAACAAGAUGAUCUAUAUUUGUAGAUGACAGAGAAGCUGUAAGCUUAUUAUUACAUGUGGUGGCCUCGUAGGUAAUAAGUGUAACUUCAAUAUUUAAUUUAUUUAAUCUAUUGUAGUACAAAUUUUAUCAGUGCAUUCCAUAUUGAGGUAAAAUAUUACCUAUUAAUUCUGCACCUUCUCAACACUAACCUUUUAAGAUGGGCUGUACAUUCUGUUGUGUCAGUGUAUUAUACAGGAUGUCUCAUGAAAACAUAUACACACUGCCUUGGGGAUUUUUAGAGAAUGUGUGAAUGUUUGUAUUACAACAUCAACAGUGUCCUCACUUGUUGAUGUGUGAGGACAAUAUCGCUGUUGUAAUACAAACAUUCAUACAUUUGUCACAAAAAUCUAUAAGGUAAUGGUGGGUGACUGCACGUGUAGGCAUUGAAGGAAAUGAGCACACUGAUCUAGCAGCAAAGGAGGCAGUUGGCCUCUCUCAUGCUGUGAGUGUCAGUAUACCUCACAGUGACCUGAAGGUUGAGGAUUGGCCACACACCUGACAGUUAACCAUAUCCUAAUUGACUGCAGGUCUUUUAAUCAUCAAAGGAGAGUCAACUCUUUUAACAAUAAAUCUGUCUAAUUUGUAUAAAAGAUGGAGAUAUUGUUAAUGUUAAGUUUUUAAAACAAAUUUGGUUAUAUUAUAGCACAGACAAACACACACACACUGUAUAUCUACAGUACAUAUACCAAGUUUAGCAUUAUCUAGCUUAUACCUAAAUCCAGCACUGGGACCAUUGGCUCCAGCACUUGGCUUUGAACCUAAAAUCCAUAAAUCAAUCUGUAAGGUUACAGUAGGCUCUCACCAAUAACGUUUAAUAGGCGCCUGAAAAACACCGUUAUUAGCGAAAACGUUAUUUGUGUGACAUUAAAAUACAUGUAAAAAGGGUUUAUUGGUGCCGCC